Miscanthus lutarioriparius is the source of this 336-nucleotide messenger RNA. The record is from the annotation of a GenBank genome assembly. NCBI's taxonomy places the organism in Eukaryota, Viridiplantae, Streptophyta, Magnoliopsida, Poales, Poaceae.
AUGCAGAAGAUAUUUGAUGUUGCACCAGAUGCCAUAGAAUUCCUGGAGCAGCAUCACAACAGACUGUGGUACAGAUGUGGGUUUUCAGAGAAGAGUAAAUGUGACUACUUGACCAACAAUGUAUCUGAGAGCUUUAAUGCUCAGAUCAGGCACAUGAAAGGACUGCUGCUACACGAAUUGGUUGAUGGCCUGAGAGAGCUCAUCAUGGAGAAGAGGUUUUUGAGGAGGAAGAUUGCUAGGGAAAUGCGUGAUGGUAUACUCCCUAAUGUCAUGAAGGAGUUGAAUGCUAUCAGCAAUAAUCUCAAAGUGGUUAAGGCUGUGAUUGUGAACCUGUAA